UUCGAAGUUCACGUCUUAUUCGUCAUCUUCUAAAGCUCAAAUCAUCCUGAGUCGAAGAAAUACUUUAAAAAUAUCAAUCUCCAUUCACUUUCUUACCAAACUUAUCUACAAAUUUCUUCAACUACGUGCUACAGCUAAAUCUCCUUUAAAAGAAACAGGGUUUUGCUCUUCUUCUUCUCCCAUUACUUUUUUUUCAUCAUCAUUUUCAAGACCUAGUUCAUUAGUAUCGUUUUCUGAAAUAGCAAGCCAUUCUAAGAAAACCCAUGGUUCUGUUCACAAUUUCACUGUCAAGGUCAAAUUUCCAAAAAUUUGCUUGAAUUUGAUGGGAUCGUGAUGAAAUGCCCUGUUUUGAGAUUUUGAUCAAUUUUGAAGAAAUUGAGAUGGAGAAUAAUGAAAAAAAAAAGUGUGACCAAAAAAAUGCGACGGAGAAAAUGCAAUGGAGUCACCGUAUAAAAGCCUCCUUAACGGUCGGCGAAAAAAUAAGUAGGUAACCCAAUCUCUAGGGUUUUAUUUUCUUAGGGCACAAUGGGUUUGAAAAGUGAAGAAAGAAGAAGUGAAGAAAUCCAUGAGGAAGAAAAAUUGGCUAAGAUCCCAAAAACUGAGGAUGAUGCCAUCAUCAGCUCUGAGGUGAUGAAGAAUGCUGUGGAAAAAUGGACUUGUUAUCAUGAUAUGGUGGAGAUUGUGGAACCCUGGGUUGAUAAUUCAACUCAUAAGAUGUCAUAUCGUGGUUAUAAAAAUCGCAGACAAGUAUAUGAGGAUUUUUGCAUUGUCAAAGCGCUUCAUGCUAAGCUGAAAGGUGAACGCGAAGCACAUACUCUCACCAUUGCACUCUAUGAGGCUGAGAUCUUACACACCUAUGCUCUGAAGACAAAAUACAAGAUGCUUGUUAGAUUUGAAAGGAUGUUAACUGGUACCACAGUCCCGAGACUCCAUGAAGAAUGGAUCCGACAGAAGUUAGAGAAACGUAAUAUUAAGAAGUUUCUGACAAAAUCAAAGGCGACCUAAGAUUUACUAGGUCCUAUUUAAAAGAGUGGGGAGGUGAUGUUAAGAGUGCGGCACGAAGAAAAAGCUGAAGCUUCUCAGGAGUUAUUCACACAAUGCAAAGGAAUUUUAUGCCGAUAACUUUGAUAACAGGAAAAAAGAAGUCGAGUCAGUCGAGAAAGAAAUUGCUGAUGGAUCAGCCGUCAUUGAUGCUGUAAUCGAGUCUUGUGAAGCUUUUGGUGUGACACUCCGAAGAGUGAAGUUGGCAACUGGUGGAUUAAUGCGGAGAGUAUUUUUCCAUUUACCCGCUGAUGAUGAUCAGGAGGAUCUUGUACAAAAGUGGAAUGAGGAGCAGCGAAACCAGACGCGCUAAAAAUACAUAAUCAACAAGACUUUGCGUUGCUUUCAGAAAACGUAGAAGUGCUCUAAAUUCUUACUAAAAGCACACGUAUGUAUGGGAUUUUAGCAUUGGGAAGUGAUAUAGAACCGAGCUUCCCUUUUUAUACAGUCAUGGAAAUGCACUCCUCUUAGAGCG
Molecule: messenger RNA, 1516 nt
Organism: Papaver somniferum (opium poppy)
Lineage: Eukaryota; Viridiplantae; Streptophyta; Magnoliopsida; Ranunculales; Papaveraceae
Exons: 6
Coding region: 526-1005 (159 amino acids)
Source: RefSeq, a predicted model, not a curated record